This is a messenger RNA of Neocloeon triangulifer, 3518 nucleotides long. RefSeq names its product guanine nucleotide-binding protein G(s) subunit alpha (gene Galphas). Gene Ontology annotation, biological process: sensory perception of chemical stimulus; adenylate cyclase-activating dopamine receptor signaling pathway. The transcript has 9 exons. Bases 436 to 1575 code for a protein of 379 amino acids. Gene Ontology annotation, molecular function: GTPase activity; GTP binding; G protein-coupled receptor binding. Gene Ontology annotation, cellular component: heterotrimeric G-protein complex. Lineage: Eukaryota; Metazoa; Arthropoda; Insecta; Ephemeroptera; Baetidae. The record is from RefSeq and is a predicted model, not a curated record.
CUGCAAGUGGAAAGUGGAAUUCUGAGGCUCCCAUUUGCAGCUCUGACCGAUUUUGCCCAGUGCCACACCUCCUAUAGGCACCAACCAUCCCCUCUUUUUCGGGUUCCCCUUCUUUUCAGGUACUCUCGGCAGUGUGUGGGAAAGUGGACUUCUUUAUGUCUUGUGACCGAUUAAAGAGGAGUGUGUAGUCGCAUAGUGUUUAUCUUCGGUUUGGUACACCCAACGCAGGCAGCGGCGGCAGUGAUGGUGUUGUGUUGAAUGCAGCCGUGAGAGCUGGUCGCGCGUUUUCAGUGUAUUUGUGGCGUGGCCCCGUUUUGAUUUCAUUCACCGUGCUGCUACAAAAUAGGGAACCUUUUGGCGAACGAGAGGCAGCAGCAAGCUGACUUCCCUCGGUGCUGCCCGGCCACCAUAUUCCUGGAGAGCUGGCCUGAUGUCAUGGGUUGUUUUGGAAGUGCGAGCUCAAAAGCGGACCAAGAAGAAAACAAAAGACGUAAAGAGGCGAACAAAAAGAUAAACCAGCAGAUCCAGAAGGACAAGCAGGUCUACAGGGCCACGCACAGACUAUUGUUAUUAGGUGCCGGUGAAUCUGGGAAGAGCACAAUAGUCAAGCAGAUGAGGAUUUUGCACGUCAAUGGCUUCAGCGAAGAAGAGAAGAGACAAAAGAUAGAAGAUAUUAAGAAGAAUAUUAGAGAUGCAAUAAUUACCAUUACAGGCGCCAUGAGCACCCUGUCUCCUCCUGUGUCGUUGGAACACAACUCCAAUCAGGGCAGUGUAGACUACAUCCAGGAUGUGGCGUCGCAGCACGACUUCGACUACCCUUCAGAAUUCUACGAGCAUACAGAAAGAUUAUGGAAGGACAGAGGGGUGCAGGCGUGCUACGAAAGGUCCAAUGAAUAUCAGCUCAUAGACUGCGCCAAAUAUUUCCUGGAUCAGGUUCAUAUAAUCAAACAACCCAACUACACUCCCUCUGAACAGGACAUCCUCCGGUGUCGUGUUUUGACCUCAGGAAUUUUUGAAACCCGGUUUCAAGUGGACAAAGUAAAUUUUCACAUGUUCGAUGUUGGAGGGCAGAGGGACGAGCGGCGGAAAUGGAUCCAGUGCUUCAACGACGUGACGGCCAUCAUCUUCGUCACGGCGUGCAGCAGUUACAACAUGGUGCUCCGGGAAGACCCCACACAAAACAGGCUCAGGGAGUCACUUGACCUUUUUAAAAGCAUAUGGAACAAUAGAUGGCUGAGAACAAUUUCGGUGAUCCUGUUCCUCAACAAACAAGACUUACUGGCUGAGAAAAUCAAAGCUGGAAAGUCCAAGCUGGAGGACUACUUCCAGGAGUUCUUACGCUACCAAACCCCCAUGGACGCCACUUUCGAGCCAGGGGAGGACAUUGAAGUGAUCCGCGCAAAAUAUUUCAUUCGAGAUGAGUUUCUGCGCAUCAGCACAGCAAGUGGUGACGGAAAGCACUACUGCUAUCCACAUUUUACGUGUGCCGUAGACACAGAGAACAUUAGGAGGGUGUUUAACGACUGUCGGGACAUCAUCCAGAGGAUGCACCUACGGCAGUAUGAACUGUUGUGAUGUCGAGGCUCUUUGACUUUUCCUUUUGCCCCCGCCGCCGCCCCUCACUUCUGCAUCACAUUCAAGUACCCAACGGUCUGCAGCGUCCGUAGAAGAAGCGGUUGAAACUUUUGCUUACAUACCAAGAGAAGAAGAAGAAUUCAGAUUGAGAGAGAGCGCGAGUACGUUUUUUCCGACAAACAAACAGAAAUCUUACCUAAGCAGUGAGAAGAAAAUAAAUGAUUAAAAGCAAAAGAGGCCACCUUGUCAAACGAGAUGUUAUGUUUGUUGCAAUUCGAAAGUGGGCCAAUCAGUGUGCUACAUUUUUUUAUGUAUGAUUAAUUAUUACAGAGAGUGUGCUGCGAGUGCAAGGGGAUCACAUAUAUUAUGUUUUCUUCGAAUGGCAAUUUCACCCGUUGCCACAAACCCCCGCCUUUAUGUUGUUGUCUUUUUUCGUUGAUCUGGCCAAACAAAGGAUUUCUUGAAAAAGAGAGAUCGAUUGAUAGUCCUAUCCUGUCGUAGUUUUUCCUUGAGCUAUUGUUGUGUUUUUAACAUCAAUAUCUCUUGUUUUUAUUCACUUGGAGAUUUUAUUGAUUAAUUAUUGUAACAUUAUAUAUAUAUUUCUAUUGCUGUUUUUUGUUGAACAUUUUGACAAAUCAUUUUUUUUUUUUGCACCGACACGUAUUAGACUUCUGUCAAAAAGGAGCUAGUAUUUGUUGCAUUUAAACAGCGCCCUCGAGCUGACAUUUUUUCUCAAAAAAGUUAAGUUAAAGUUAUAAAAAAAAACGCAUUUCCAUCCUCGUGGAAUCUCCUUUGAUGUGUGUAGACAAAAAAAUGAGCACUGUAAAACAGGCUGGAUAGUAAAUUAAUCAAAUCAGAACCAGAAUACUAUUUUGAAGAGUUUUUUGAGACACUUUCCAGCCUGUUGGAUUCCAAAUGCUGUGCCAUAGGUUUUGCCCUCUUAGUGCAUCAGAAAGUGGUGCUGACAAAAAUGCGACUGAAUUUACAGCACAAAUUAUUACAAAACAAAAAACCCAGCAUACCCAGGUGCUUUGUUGGUCACACUUUUGUUUUAUAUAAAUUUCUUAACAUCUGCGCGCUCUUCUUUGAGCAGGAUUUGCAUUUGCUUUAAAAAAAAAAUAACUGUAUACUGUGGAAUGCGUUUGAUUUUUGUUUUUCUGUCGAUUCUCUGCGAUAAACAGUUGGCGAGAGCACAUUCAUCUAUUAUGUGAGAGUUAAUUAUUGUUGUUGUGGCUCUUCAGCGGCAGAUGCACAAAAUUGCUGUAAAGAAAAGAAAACUACCUACAGUUUGUGAGUUGACAUAGAUUCAGUUUUGUGACAAGCGAGUGAGAGUGCGAGCAAAAGGAGAAAAAAACUAAAAACGAUGCUGUCAGCUUGUUAAAAAAAAAAAUGGCCCACACUAAGGACCUCUUCUUUAAAGUUCUCUCCAAACAAAGAAGCAAAUUCCCACAAAAUGCACAAUAUUUAGGUGAGAGAGAGAGAGAGAGAGCAAGAGAGUUAUUUGUGUUAUUCAGACACAAAAGCAGGAAUCUUUUAGAUGAAAAGUGAAAAAAAAAUACAUGUCUAGUCCUAUUUUGAUUUCUACCGCGAAUCUGACUUACGAGUGUGAUUGCCAUACACAUAAAAGUAAUUAUGUGUCUCUCGAGUUAAAUCACAUUUACACACACACAUACACAAAACACACGUACAUGUACACUCUCACACACAUCUCUGCGCUGCAGUCAUGCAAUAGAACUAAUUCGGUUGGCCUUUUAUUUUCAUCUCUUUUUCCAUUAGCAGGUUAUCAUAGUCCGCUGGGCGAUACCCGUAAAUUAUUAAGGGACAAAGUCUAAAAGCGCGUGGCAGAAUAUAUAUAUAUAAUAAUAAAGAGCAAUUGGCUUGUUUCUAAGAAACACUCUCGGCAUGUUAUAGAUUUCAGUCAGAGGCGAUCGAUGAUUUUUUUU